Cuculus canorus (common cuckoo) is the source of this 2237-nucleotide messenger RNA. It is a transcript of the gene SELENOH, whose product is annotated as selenoprotein H. The transcript is spliced from 4 exons. The record is from RefSeq and is a predicted model, not a curated record. Gene Ontology annotation, cellular component: Golgi apparatus. NCBI's taxonomy places the organism in Eukaryota, Metazoa, Chordata, Aves, Cuculiformes, Cuculidae.
GGCUGUUAAUGCCACUCUCUGAUUGGUCAAUUCAGGAUCGCACUUUGCUGAUUCUGUUUUAUGAUUGGCUGUGAAUGCCACUCUCUGAUUGGUGCAGUCAGGAUCCCACUUUGCUGAUUCUGUUUCAUGAUUGGCUGUGAAUGCCGCUCUCUGAUUGGUCAAUUCAGGAACCCACUCUGCUGAGUCUGUUUUAUGAUUGGCUGUGAAUUCUGCUCUCUGAUUGGUCAAUUCAGGAUUCUUCUUUGCUGAUUUUGUUUUAUGAUUGGCUGUGAAUGACACUCUCUGAUUGGUGCAGUCAGGAUCCCACUUUCCUGAGUCUGUUUCAUGAUUGGCUGUGAUUUCUGCUCUCUGAUUGGUCAAUUCAGGAUCCCACUCUGCUGAUUCUGUUUAAUGAUUGGCUGUGAAUUCUGCUCUCUGAUUGGUCAUUUCAGGAUCGCACUUUGCUGAUUCUGUUUUAUGAUUGGCUGUGAUUUCUGCUCUCUGAUUUGUCAAUUCAGGAUCCCACUUUGCUGAUUCUGUUUUAUGAUUGGCUGUGAAUGCCACUCUCUGAUUGGUCAUUUCAGGAUCCCACUUUGCUGAUUCUGUUUCAUGAUUGGCUGUGAAUUCUGCUCUCUGAUUGGUCAAUUCAGGAUCCCACUUUGCUGAUUCUGUUUUAUGACUGGCUGUGAUUUCUGCUCUCUGAUUGGUCAAUUCAGGAUCCCAGUUUGCUACGUCUGUUUAAUGAUUGGCUGUGAUUUCUUCUCUCUGAUUGGUCAUUUCAGGAUUCCACUUUGCUGAUUCUCUUUUAUGAUUGGCUGUGAUUUCUGCUCCCUGAUUGGUCAUUUCAGAAUACCACUUUCCUGAUUCUGUUUCAUGAUUGGCUGUGAUUUCUGCUCUCUGAUUGGUCAUUUCAGGAUCCCACCCUGCUGAUUCUGUUUUAUGAUUGGCUGUGAUUUCUGCUCUCUGAUUGGUCAUUUCAGGAUCCCACUCUGCUAAUUCUGUUUAAUGAUUGGCUUUAAUUUCUUCUCUCUGAUUGGUGAAUUCAGGAUCCCACUCUGCUGAUUCUGAUUAAUGAUUGGCUGUGAUUUCUGCAUUCUGAUUGGUCUAUUCAGGAUCCCUCUAUGUUGGUACUGUUUAAUGAUUGGCUGUGAUUUCCACUCACUGAUUGGUCAAUUCAGUAUCGCACUUUGCUGAUUCUGUUUUAUGAUUGGCUUUUAAUGCCGCUGUGUGAUUGGGUAAAUCAAGAUUCUACUUUGUGAUUCUAUUUAAUGAUUGGCUGUGAUUUCCGCUCUGUGAUUGGGUAUAUCUGGAUUCUACUUUAUUUAAGCUAUUUUAUGAUUCGCUGUGAUUUCUAAAUGACUGCAGUUGUUUUGUGCUGAUUGGUAUCUUCCCAUUUCGUUUGGCCGUGUUCUUACUGGCUCGCGCCGUAGAGUGCGAUUGGCUGUCGUGACGUUCUUUGCCUGUGUCGCGCUCCGGUUGGCUGGCGGCACGGUGGGCGGUCUUCGCGCGGGCGGGACCAUUGCCACUGCUGGGGGCGCCGCGUUGGUGAGGCUGUUGUGUAACCGGAGCCUGGGCCGCCCCGGCAUCGUUGACCCAGGUGGGGGAUUCCGUGGGGGCCGCGAAGGGACGGAUCGGAUCGGUGCCCGCGGUCACCGCAGCGCCGCUCAACUCGAACGCCGAGCACCCGCACCCCCCGGCGGCUCGGCCGGUUCGUGGCGUCCGGCGCGACCCCGCGCUCCUGCACGUUGUCAGCGCGGCGCGGAGGGACAGGAUGGCUCCCCGUGGGCGGAAGCGCGGCGCCCGGCGUCCAGCGGCGGCCGAGGGUCCAGAGCAGGCGGGAGCCCCCCAGAAGCGGGCGCGCCCGGGCGACGAGGGUAGCCCGGGGGGCAGCGGCCCCCGCGUGGUCAUCGAGCACUGCAAGAGCUGACGCGUGUUCGGGCGCGCGGCGGCCGCGGUGCGGGACGCCCUGCAUGAGGCCGUCGCCCACCUCCCCGUGGAGAUCAACCCCCGGCAGCCACGCAGGAACAGCUUCGAGGUGUCCCUGGUGAAGGAAGACGGCAGCACCAGGCCGGGACCAGCGCCUGCAGCACGAGCGUCCAUGAAGAGGUGUGACGAAGUGGGGGGCACCUGCCAGCCCCAGUCCUGUCUCUGAUGCUGCAGCUCUGCCGCAGGCAGCCCCCACCAGAUCCCGCUCUGCUCCCCCUGGUUUCCCAUGUACCAAAUAAAGCCCAUCAGCCUCACAGCACAGUUCCAAUGCU